Messenger RNA from Pyrenophora tritici-repentis Pt-1C-BFP, 717 nucleotides. RefSeq names its product putative cfem domain protein. The record is from RefSeq and is a predicted model, not a curated record. NCBI's taxonomy places the organism in Eukaryota, Fungi, Ascomycota, Dothideomycetes, Pleosporales, Pleosporaceae.
AUGAAGUCCGUCACCAUCCUCGCCACCUUUGCUGGUGUUGUCUUCUCCCAGGACAUGCCCAUGCCCAACGGCGACUGCUCCAUGCUGUGCAUCAACAACAUGGCCAGGAUUGCCCAGACCGAAUUCUCCUGCGCAUCCGACGAUCUCGCUUGCUUCUGCACAAAGUCCAACUGGGCUUAUGGCAUCCGCGAUUGCUCUCUCCAGGCCUGCGACACCGAGCAGUCUUCUGCCGCCAUAAGCUGGGCCUAUGCUCGCUGCGCCGGUAUCGCUGCCACCGCCACUGGCACUCCUCCUGCUGUCCCCAUCCUCAGCUCUGCCAUCGCUAGUGUCGGUACUGCUUCUUCGACCAACAGCGGCAGCGCAGGCGCCACUGGUAUUGCCAGCAUCACCUCAUCUCUCGCCAGCGCCGCCUCGAGCUUCACCUCCAGCGUUGCCUCUGCCGUGGCAUCUGACGUUUCUUCAAGGACUGCGUCUGCCUCUUCUGCCAUCAGCUCUCUCGAGUCCUCCCUCAGCGACGUUAUUGCCUCCGCUAGCUCAGCUCUUGAGUCUGCCACCAACAGCAUCAACUCCGAGGUGUCAUCCGCUACAGGUGCCGUCGGUAGCGCCGCCUCAUCUGCUGCCUCCGCCGCCUCCUCUGCUGUUGAGGGUGCCGGUGCCCAGGCCACCGCCAUGCCCUUCAUGGCCGGUGCCGGUGUUGUCGCCUGGCUUCUUCUCUAA